This is a messenger RNA of Onychostoma macrolepis, 7103 nucleotides long. RefSeq names its product mucin-2-like. The coding region runs from base 584 to 3478 and encodes 964 amino acids. The record is from RefSeq and is a predicted model, not a curated record. Lineage: Eukaryota; Metazoa; Chordata; Actinopteri; Cypriniformes; Cyprinidae. The transcript is spliced from 2 exons.
UACAAGUUUCACAUCACAUACGACAGCUCCCAAUCAAAAUACCAGUUUCACAUCACAUUUGACAACUCACAAUCCAACUACUAAUUUCACAUCACAUACAAGUCCCGAGCCAACUACUAGCUUCACAUCAUAUGCAACAACUGACAAUCCAACUACCAGUUUCACAUCACAUUCAAUUCCCAAGCCAAUUACUAGUUUCCCAUCACAUACAACAGACAAUCCAACAAGUUUUAAGUCAACACAUACAACAAAUAACAAUUCAACUACCACUUUCACAUCACAUUCAACAACAAAUCAUAAACCAACUACUAGUUUCACAUCACUUGCGUCAACUCUGGAGCCAGCUACCAGUUUCCUAUCACAUACAACAACUAACAAUCCAACUACAAGUUUCACAUCACAUACGACAACUCCCGAGCCAACUACUAGCUUCACAUCAUAUGCAACAACUGACAAUCCAACUACCACUUUCACAUCAUAUACGACAACUCCUGAACAAACCACAAGUUUUACAUCACACACAACAAAUCACAAUCCAAAUUCAAAUUUCCCAUCACACACAACAACUCACAAUCCAACUACAAUGACAACUCCCAAGCCAACUACUAUUUUCACAACAAGUAUCAAAACUGACAAUCAAACUACCAGUUUCACAUCACAUACAUCAACUCCCGAGCCAACUACAAGUUUCACAUCACAUACGACAGCUCCCAAUCAAAAUACCAGUUUCACAUCACAUUUGACAACUCACAAUCCAACUACUAAUUUCACAUCACAUACAAGUCCCGAGCCAACUACUAGUUUACCAUCACAUACAACUCAUAAUCCAACAACAAGUUUUAGGUCACAUAUGACAACUCCCAAGCCAACUACUAGUUUCCCAUCACAUACAACACACAAUCCAACAAGUUUUAAGUCAACACAUACAACAAAUAACAAUUCAACUACCAGUUUCACUUCACAUUCAACAACAAAUCAUAAACCAACUACUAGUUUCACAUCACUUGCGUCAACUCUGGAGCCAGCUACCAGUUUCCCAUCACAUACAACAACUAACAAUCCAACUACAAGUUUCACAUCACAUACGACAACUCCCGAGCCAACUACUAGCUUCACAUCAUAUGCAGCAACUCCAGAGACAACUACAAGUUUCACAUCACAUACGACAACUCCCGAGCCAACUAGUAGUUUCACAUCACAUACAACAACUGACAAUCCAACUACCACUUUCACAUCAUAUACGACAACUCCUGAACAAACCACAAGUUUUACAUCACACACAACAAAUCACAAUCCAAAUUCAAAUUUCCCAUCACACACAACAACUCACAAUCCAACUACAAUGACAACUCCCAAGCCAACUACUAUUUUCACAACAAGUACGACAACUGACAAUCAAACUACCAGGUUCACAUCACAUACAACAACUUCCAAACCAACUACAAGUUUGACAUCACAUACGAUAACUCCCAAGCCAACUAUGAAUUUCACAUCACAUACGACAACUCCUGAGCCAACUACUACUUUCACGUCACAUACAAUAGAUCACAAUUCAGCUACCAGUUUCCCAUCACAUACAACAACUCCCAAGGCAAAUACUAGUUUCACAUCACAUACAACAAUUGUCAAUCCUACUACCACUUUCUCAUCACAUUCAACAACUCUUGAGCAAACUACAAGUUUCAAGUCACAUACGACAUCUUCCGAGCCAACUACGCGUUUAACAUCACAAGCGACAACUCAUAACCCAACUACAAGUUUCACAUCACAUACAUCAAUUCCCGAGCCAACUACAAGUUUCACAUCACAUACGACAGCUCCCAAUCAAAAUACCAGUUUCACAUCACAUUUGACAACUCACAAUCCAACUACUAAUUUCACAUCACAUGCGAAAACUCACAAUCCAACUACUAAUUUCACAUCACAUGCGACAACUCACAAUCCAACUACUGAUUUCACAUCACAUACAAGUCCUGAGCCAACUACUAGUUUCACAUCACAUACGACAACUCUCGAGCAAACCACAAUUUUAAAAUCACAUACGACAACUCCUGAGCCAACUACAAGUUUCACAUCACAUACAACAAUUCCUGAGCCAACUACUACUUUCACGUCACAUACGACAACUGACAAUCCAACUACCAGUUUCACAUCACAUACAAUUCCCAAGCCAACUACUAGUUUCCCAUCACAUACAACACACAAUCCAACAAGUUUUAAGUCAACACAUACAACAAAUAACAAUUCAACUACCAGUUUCACAUCACAUUCAACAACAAAUCAUAAACCAACUACUAGUUUCACAUCACUUGCGUCAACUCUGGAGCCAGCUACCAGUUUCCCAUCACAUACAACAACUAACAAUCCAACUACAAGUUUCACAUCACAUACAACAACUCCCGAGCCAACUACUAGCUUCACAUCAUAUGCAGCAACUCCAGAGACAACUACAAGUUUCACAUCACAUACGACAACUCCCGAGCCAACUAGUAGUUUCACAUCACAUACAACAACUGACAAUCCAACUACCACUUUCACAUCAUAUACGACAACUCCUGAACAAACCACAAGUUUUACAUCACACACAACAAAUCACAAUCCAAAUUUCCCAUCACACACAACAACUCACAAUCCAACUACAAUGACAACUCCCAAGCCAACUACUAUUUUCACAACAAGUAUGAAAACUGACAAUCAAACUACCAGUUUCACAUCACAUACAUCAACUCCCGAGCCAACUACAAGUUUCACAUCACAUUUGACAACUCACAAUCCAACUACUAAUUUCACAUCACAUACAAGUCCCGAGCCAACUACUAGUUUCCCAUCACAUACAACUCAUAAUCCAACAACAAGUUUUAAGUCACAUAUGACAACUCCCAAGCCAACUACUAUUUUCACAAGUACGACAACUGACAAUCAAACUACCAGUUUCAAAUCACAUACGACAACUUCCAAACCAACUACAAGUUUGACAUCACAUACGAUAACUCCCAAGCCAACUAUGAAUUUCACAUCACAUACGACAACUCCUGAGCCAACUACUACUUUCACGUCACAUACAAUAGAUCACAAUUCAGCUACCAGUUUCCCAUCACAUACAACAACUCCCAAGGCAAAUACUAGUUUCACAUCACAUACAACAACUGACAAUCCUACUACUACUUUCUCAUCACAUUCAACAACUCUUGAGCAAACUACAAGUUUCAAGUCACAUACGACAUCUUUCAAGCCAACUACGCGUUUCACAUCACAUACAUCAACUCCCGAGCCAGCUACAAGUUUCACAUCACAUACGACAGCUCCCAAACAAAAUACCAGUUUCACAUCACAUUUGACAACUCACAAUCCAACUACUAAUUUCACAUCACAUGCGACAACUCACAAUCCAACUACUGAUUUCACAUCACAUACAAGUCCCGAGCCAACUACUAGUUUCACAUCACAUCGACAACUCCCGAGCCAACUACAAGUUUAACAUCACAUAUGACAACUCCUGAGCCAACUACAAGUUUCACAUCACAUACAAAAAUUCCUGAGCCAACUACUACUUUCACGUCACAUACGACAACUGACAAUCCAACUACCAGUUUCACAUCACAUACAAGUCCCAAGCCAACUACUAGUUUCCCAUCACAUACAACACAUAAUCCAACAAGUUUUAAGUCAACACAUAAAACAAAUAACAUUUCAACUACCAGUUUCACAUCACAUACAACAAAUCAUAAACCAACUACUAGUUUCACAUCACUUGCGUCAACUCUGGAGCCAGCUAACAGUUUCCCAUCACAUACAACAACUAACAAUCCAACUACAAGUUUCACAUCACAUACAACAACUCCCGAGCCAACUAGUAGUUUCACAUCACAUGCAACAACUGACAAUCCAACUACCACUUUCACAUCAUAUACAACAACUCCUGAACAAACCACAAGUUUUACAUCACACACAACAAAUCCCAAUCUAAAUUCAAAUUUCCCAUCACACACAACAACUCACAAUCCAACUACAAUGACAACUCCCAAGCCAACUACUAUUUUCACAACAAGUACGACAACUGACAAUCAAACUACCAGUUUCACAUCACAUACGACAACUUCCAAACCAACUACAAGUUUUACAUCACAUACGAUAACUCCCAAGCCAACUAUGAAUUUCACAUCACAUACGACAACUCCUGAGCCAACUACUACUUUCACGUCACAUACAAUAGCUCACAAUUCAGCUACCAGUUUCCCAUCACAUACAACAACUCCUAAGGCAAAUACUAGUUUCACAUCACAUACAACAUCUUCCGAGCCAACUACGCGUUUCACAUCACAUACAUCAACUCCCGAGCCAACUACAAGUUUCACAUCACAUACGACAGCUCCCAAUCCAAAUACCAGUUUCACAUCACAUUUGACAACUCACAAUCCAACUACUAAUUUCACAUCACAUGCGACAACUCACAAUCCAACUACUAAUUUCACAUCACAUAUAAGUCCCGAGCCAACUAGUAGUUUCCCAUCACAUACAACACAUAAUCCAACAACAAGUUUUAAGUCACAUAUGACAACUCCCAAGCCAACUACUAUUUUCACAACAAGUUCGACAACUGACAAUCAAACUACCAGUUUCACAUCACAUAUGACAACUUCCAAACCAACUACAAGUUUGACAUCACAUACGAUAACUCCCAAGCCAACUACGAGUUUCACAUCACAUACGACAACUCUCAAGCAAACCACAAUUUUAAAAUCACAUACGACAACUCCUGAGCCAACUACAAGUUUCACAUCACAUACAACAACUCCUGAGCCAACUACUACUUUCACGUCACAUACGACAACUGACAAUCCAACUACCAGAUUCACAUCACAUACAACAACUCCAGAGCCAACUAGAAGUUUCACAUCACAUACAAUAGCUCACAAUUCAGCUACCAGUUUCACAUCACAUACAACAAAUCACAAUUCAACAACAAGUUUUACAUCAUAUAUGACAACUCCUGAGCCAAUUACCCCUUUUACAUCCCACACGACAACUCCAGAGCCAACUACAAGUUUAACAUCACAUACAUCAACUCCUGAGCCAUCUACAAGCUUCACAUCACAUACGACAAUUCACAAUCAAACUACAAGUUUCACAUCACAUUUGAUAACUCCUGAGCCAACAACAAGUUUAACAUUACAUACGACAACUCCCAGGCCCACUAAAAGUUUCCCAUCACAUACAAAAUCCCAUAAUCCAACUACAAGUUUCGCAUCACAUACGACAACUCCCAAGCCAACUACUAGUUUCACAUCACAUGCGAUAACUGACAAUCCAGCUAUCAGGUUCACAUCACAUACAACAUCUCCCAAUCAAACUUCCAGUUUCAUAGCACAAUUGGUAACUUCAGAGCCAACUACAAGUUUAACAUCUCAUAUGACAACUCCAGAGACAACUACAAGUUUGACAUUAGGUACGUCAACUCCUGAGCCAUCUACCACUUUCACAUCACAUAUGUCAACCACUGAGCCAAUUACCAAUUUCCGAACACAUACAACAACUCACAAUCCAACUACAAGUUUCACAUCACAUAUGACAACUCACAAUCAAAAUACAAGUUUCACAUCACAUUUGAUAACACUCGAGCCAACAAAAAGUUUGACAUCACACACAACUCACAAUACAACUACUAAUUUCAUAUCACAUACAACAACUCAACUCAACCCAACUACAAGUUUAACAUCACAUAUGUCAACUCCUGAGCCCUCUACCACUUUCACACCACAUACGUCAACUUCUGAGCCAACUAGAAGUUUCACAUCACAUACAACAACUCACUAUCAAACUACAAGUUUCACAUCACAACUGAUAUCUCCCAAGCAAACUACAAGUUUAACAGCACAUAUGACAACUCCAGAUACAACUACAAGUUUCACAUCACAUACGUCAACUUCUGAGCCAUCUACCUCUGUCACAUUACAUUCGUCAACUUCUGAGCCAACUACCAAUUUCCCAUCACAUACAACAACUCCCGAGGCCACUAGUAAUUUAGCUUCACAUACAACAACUGACAAUCCAACUACAAGUUUCACAUCGCAUUUGAUAACACCCAAGCCAACUACAAGUUUCACAUCACAUACAACAAAUCACAAUCCAAAUACAAGCUUAACAUCACAUAUGACAACUCCAGAGACAACUACAAGCUUUACAUUAGAUACAUCAACUCCUGAGCCAUCCACCACUUUCACAUCACAUACUUCAACAUCUGAGCUAAGUACCAAUUUCCCAUCACAUACUUCAACAUCUGAGCUAAGUACCAAUUUCCCAUCACAUACAACAAAUCACAAUUCAACUACAAGUUUCAAGUCACACACGACAACUUCCGAGGCAACUACACGUUUCACAUCACAGACAUCAAGUCUCGAGCCAACUACAAGUUUCACAUCACAUAUGACAACUCAUACCAGAAUUACAAGUUUAACAUCAUAUACGACAACUCCUGAGAAAACUACAAGUUUCACAUCACAUACAACAAAUCACAAUCCAAAUACACAUUUCACAUCACAUACAACAAUUCCCGAGCCAACUACCAGUUUCACGUCACAUAUGACAACUUCUAAGCCAACUAGAAGUUUUACAUCACAUACAGCUCCUGAGCCAACUACCAGUCUCACAUCACAAAUGAUAAGUCCAGAGCCAACUGCGAGUUUUACAUCGCAUACGACAGCUCACAAUUUAUCUGCUAGUUUCACAUCAUAUACAAGGACAACUGAGCCAACUACAAGUCUUACAUCUCACACGACAACUCACAAUCCAAGUGUAAGUUUCACAUCACAAACAACAACAGCUGAGCCAACAAGUUUCACUUCACAUACCACAACUCCCAAGGCAACUAUAAGUUUUAUAUCACAUAAGACAACUCACAAUCCAACUACCAGUUUGAUGUCAGAUAUGACAACUCAUGGAUAUACUGAUCCCUCAAAGGCAUCAAAAGCCUUGGACAAUCUGGAAUCUAAGAUGGAAGAGAUGGAAAAAAGCAAUAAAAGCAAUGCAGCGAUUGUCAUAGAGGAUGCUAUUGGUCUUCUUCAUGUACAAGCCAAGAACACAGAAACCAAAGACAUCAACAUAUG